AUGGGCAGACCCGAAAAGAAGGGCGAGAUGCCCGGUAAGCUGGACACCACCGAGGCCGACAAGAGCACCCCCAAGUCCAUCAUCAUCUACCGCGGCGACGUCGGCGCCGCCGUGCGUGCCCUCAUGCACGAGUGGCGUAACGUCUUCCUUCCGUGGAGCAGCAAGAAGCUGCACGGCAAAAACAAAUCCUUAAAAGACUUCCUUUCCGUCGCUGCCACCUUCAGCGUCUCGCAUUUGCAGCUCUUCACCGCCCCCUCGCACGGCACCUCGCUGCGCAUCAUGCGCUUCUUCAACGGGCCCACCCUGUCCUUCCGUGUGCUGAGCUUCACGCUGCACAAGGAGAUCAUAGCGAAGCAGCGACGGCCGGCCGCGCUGGACCGCGCCGCGUGGGAUGUCGCGCCGAUCGUGGUGCUAAACAACUUCAGCCACCCUGAUGUGGCGCAGCGGGCGGAGGUGCCCCUCUUGGCCGCCACCUUCAAGGCCCUCUUCCCGUCGCUGAACGUGCAGACAAUCCAGAACAGCGAGAUCCAGCGCGUCUGCCUUUUCCACUACGACCACGUGGAGCACGUGGUCGAGGUCCGCCACUACUACGUGAACGCCCGCACCGUCGGCGUCACCAAGACGGUGAAGAAGCUCCUGGAAAAUCGGCGGCCGACAAAGCUUGGCACGCUGGAGAGCAUCGAUCAGGUGCUCGACCGCGAGGACGCAUGGUCGGACACGGAUGGCGAGGGCGAGGAGGUGCCGCUCGUACAGCCCUUCCGCCACCACCGCGAGCAGUGCCGCGUGAAGCUCCAGGAGAUCGGGCCUCGCAUGACGCUCGAGUUGGAGAAGGUGGAGAACGGGUUUGCUGGGGGUGAAGUUAUCUUCCACCGCACCGAGAAGAAGACGCUGCGGCAGGUGCAGGAGAACGCGUCCAAGGUGCGGGCCCGCAAGACGGAAAAGGCGAAGCGGCGAGCGGUGCAGGACGAGAACGUGCAGCGGAAGCGGCAGCGGCGGGAGGAGAAGAUCGAGCAGAAGCAGCAGCGCCGUGCAGCGGCAGCGGAGGCGCAGCAGAGCAACCCGUUUGAGGUGGCAGGCGGCGACGCUGACGGGUACGCCGGGGACGCGGAGUGA
Molecule: messenger RNA, 1113 nt
Organism: Leptomonas pyrrhocoris
Lineage: Eukaryota; Euglenozoa; Kinetoplastea; Trypanosomatida; Trypanosomatidae
Product: putative Peter pan protein
Exons: 1
Coding region: 1-1113 (370 amino acids)
Biological process (GO): rRNA processing; ribosomal large subunit assembly
Cellular component (GO): preribosome, large subunit precursor
Molecular function (GO): rRNA binding
Source: RefSeq, a predicted model, not a curated record